ACCUCGUGAACUAAUUUUUUGAGUUAUGCCCAAGAAUAGCAAUAAUGUACUAAACGUUGUCAAUUACUCUAUAAAUAGAGAAGAACUCCGCUUUCUUCUUCACUUCUCUUUGUGUUCUUCUUAGGUUCAUCUAAAUCCUUUCUUUGUUACAAUAUGAAUCGAUUCUGGACUUUGAUCACUCAUCUUCAUACUCUAGCAGGGCCAGUGAUGAUGUUGCUUUAUCCACUAUAUGCAUCUGUAGUAGCUAUAGAGAGCACAUCCAAGUUGGAUGAUGAACAGUGGCUUGCUUAUUGGAUCCUAUAUUCUUUUCUUACACUUAUGGAGAUGUUGCUUCAACCCAUCCUUGAAUGGAUACCAAUUUGGUACGAUGUGAAGUUGAUAUUUGUGGCAUGGCUAGUUCUGCCUCAGUUUAGGGGAGCUGCUUUUAUAUAUCAGAAGUUUGUUAAAGAAAAACUAUUCAAGAAAUUUGGAGGAUCACAGCAGCACAACUCUCCUAAUGGCAAAGCUAAUUAAACCAAAUUUGUGGACUUCAUUACUCCAAAUUAAAUUAAGAAAGUGAGUUCAAGUAAAUGUGCUUAGGAUUAUGUUUGUAAUAGUUGAAGUUUUAUUUACAAAUCCUUUACGUAUAAACUAUAAAGUCUUGAUCUUUAAAGCUAGAGAAAAAUUAUAAGUUAUUCAAGAUUUGUUGGUUUGUAAUUUGGAAAAUGUUGUUCAUUGUGAGGUUUGCUCAGGCAGAUUAGAGUUACGUUGUUACCGUAUUUAAAGAUUGGUUGACAUAUGUUAUAGUUCUUUUUUCUUUUUUCUU
Messenger RNA from Lycium barbarum (goji berry), 805 nucleotides. RefSeq names its product HVA22-like protein e. The transcript has 4 exons. NCBI's taxonomy places the organism in Eukaryota, Viridiplantae, Streptophyta, Magnoliopsida, Solanales, Solanaceae. Bases 154 to 513 code for a protein of 119 amino acids. The record is from RefSeq and is a predicted model, not a curated record.